Messenger RNA from Eucalyptus grandis, 1423 nucleotides. Its product is annotated as GATA transcription factor 12. Gene Ontology annotation, biological process: positive regulation of DNA-templated transcription. Gene Ontology annotation, cellular component: nucleus. Lineage: Eukaryota; Viridiplantae; Streptophyta; Magnoliopsida; Myrtales; Myrtaceae. The transcript has 2 exons. The record is from RefSeq and is a predicted model, not a curated record. Gene Ontology annotation, molecular function: zinc ion binding; sequence-specific DNA binding. The coding region runs from base 144 to 1196 and encodes 350 amino acids.
UCACCUUCGUUCUCUCCAUCACAUCUCUCCCUUUCUCUCUCUAAAAUCUCGCAGCCCUUCUCUCUCCUCUCUCUCUCUCUCUCUCUCUCUCUCUACAUUUGAGCGCGACCCCCCUGAAGGAGGGACAACCCUUUCGCCGGACGAUGAAGAUGGAGGUGUCGGAGUACUUUGUCGGGGGCUACCCCGGCGAGUUCUCCCCGGAGAAGAAGGGCGGGGAGCAAUUCGCCGUCGACGACCUCCUCGACUUCUCCAACGAGGACGCCGCCAUGAUGACCGCCGCCGACGGCUUCUUCGACGGCGUCGGCACCAACUCGGCCGACUCCUCCACCGUCACCGCCGUCGACAGCAGCUGCAAUUCCUCCAUCUCCUGCGGCGACAACACCCUCUCCGGCAGCUUCGGGUCCCGGAGCUUCGGGGACUCCAGUUUUGCCGGCGAGCUCUGCGUUCCGUACGAUGACUUGGCGGAGCUUGAAUGGCUGUCGAAUUUCGUGGAGGACUCGUUCUCGACUAAGCAGAACCUCCAACAGCCCCUCCACUUCAUUCCCGGAUCCAAAACGCCCACCCCGGAAUCGUCCUGCUCCGACGCCCUGGCCCGGCCCGAGCUCCUCGACCUCAAGCCCGCCGCCGCCAAUGCCGCCGCCAAUGGCGCCGACGCCAAUGCCGGCCCCUCGAUUUUCCUCCCGGAGACGCCCCUCCCCUCCAAGUCCCGGAGCAAGCGGUCCCGCGCCGCCCCUUGCGACUGGACCACCCGCCUCCUCCACCUGUCCCCCGUCAAGCCGCCCAAGACCGCCCCGGCAUCCAUGAAGAAGCGGGAGGGCCCGGACGGGGACCCGGACUCGGUGCCCCGGAGGUGCCUCCACUGCGCGUCCGAGAAGACGCCCCAGUGGAGGACGGGCCCCAUGGGGCCGAAGACGCUGUGCAACGCCUGCGGCGUCCGGUUCAAGUCGGGCCGCCUGGUGCCCGAGUACCGGCCGGCCGCGAGCCCGACCUUCGUGUCUGCAAAGCACUCGAAUUCGCACCGCAAGGUCCUGGAGCUCCGGAGGCAGAAGGAGCUCCACAGGCCGCACCACCACCACCACCACCACCAGCCGCAGCAGUACUUCGGUCAGAGCCCCAUGUUCGGCAUGUCGGCCGGGGGGGCCGACGAGUUCUUGAUCAACCACUGCGGCGGACCCGCUUACCGGCAUAUGAUCUAGCAUGCCGCCGCCGUCCAGUAGAAAAUAAUCUCACCUAAAAGAGGAGUGGGAAGAAGAAGGAGAAAAGCUUGUAGCUUGCUAAUGCUAACUCAAAUCAGUCCUUAGUUUAUGUUCAAUUUUGGUCUUUUAGAUGUAGAUUGAUAAAUGAGAGGAAAAAUUGGGGAGGGGAAAAAAAGAUUGUACUUUUGCUCUUAAGGAUGAAAAUUUGAUUUUUUUUUUUCCUAAAA